Ornithorhynchus anatinus (platypus) is the source of this 1933-nucleotide messenger RNA. RefSeq names its product Ras association domain family member 8 (gene RASSF8). The transcript is spliced from 6 exons. Bases 251 to 1459 code for a protein of 402 amino acids. The record is from RefSeq and is a predicted model, not a curated record. Gene Ontology annotation, biological process: signal transduction. Lineage: Eukaryota; Metazoa; Chordata; Mammalia; Monotremata; Ornithorhynchidae.
GGACCGACCCAGAGCGGACCCCCCGGCCAGGACCGGAUCCUCGGGCAGGACCGGACCCCCCGGAUCGGACCGGACGGGACCCCCGGCACUUGCCAAACUGCUGAUCGAGCCCAUCAAGUUGUCCUAACCCCUAUGGAGUUCUGCUUCAACCUCAUCGCCUCAGGAACCAGAAGGCAAGCUGAAGGCAGAGAAUCCGGGGUCCAGCGGUGGCAUGAGCUGACCCCCUGAUGACCAGCUCGCUGCCUCUCGGAUGGUCCGCCCGGCCACCAUGGAGCUCAAAGUCUGGGUCGACGGCAUCCAGCGAAUCGUCUGUGGGGUCACCGAGGUCACCACCUGCCAGGAGGUGGUCAUAGCCUUGGCACAGGCCAUAGGUCGCACGGGAAGGUACACGCUCAUCGAGAAAUGGCGAGAGACGGAGAGACACCUGGCCCCUCACGAAAACCCCGUCAUCUCCCUGAACAAGUGGGGCCAGUACGCCAGUGACGUGCAGCUGGUCUUGAGACGCACGGGACCUUCCCUCAGCGAGCGGCCCACGUCCGACGGCGGAGCCCGCGGGCCCGAGCGCACCCUCUACCGCCAGAGCCUGCCACCCCUGGCCAAGCUGAGGCCCCCGGGUGACAAGCCCAUCAAGCGGCGGGAGCCCAAGAGGAAAUCGCUGACCUUCACGGGCGGAGCAGCGGGGGCCGGCCAGGUCAAGCCGCAGCCCCCGGGCCGCGGCCCCGCCCCCGUCAGGGCGGCCCCUCCCGAGCCGAGGAGGCCGGCCGCCCCGCGGACGGACAGGGCCCCGCUCGGCUCCCCGCUGCGGGACGAGAUCGUCCGGCUGGAGCAGAGGAUCAAGCGGAACGACGUGGAGAUCGAAGAGGAGGAGUUCUGGGAGAACGAGCUGCAGAUCGAGCAGGAGAACGAGAAGCAGCUGAAGGACCAGCUGCGCGACAUCCGGCAGAGGGUCCUCGAGUGGGACGGGAAGCUGAGGGGCUACCUGGCCCAGAUCCACAGCAUGGAGAGCGGCCUCCAGGCCCAGAAGGUGCAGCGGGACGGACGGGAGGAGGCCCGCGCCGGCGACGAUCAGGUCAAGGGCCAGAUCGGGAGAGUCCGGGGGGAGAUCGACCUGCAGGGACAGCAGAGCCUGAGGCUGGAGAACGGCAUUAAAGCCGUCGAGAGGUCCUUGGGACAAGCCGCCAAGAGGUUGCAGGACAGGGAACAGGAGCUGGAGCAGUUGACCAAGGAGCUGCGUCAGGUGAAUCUCCAGCAGUUCAUCCAGCAGACGGGCACCAAGGUGACCGUCCUGCCCGCCGAGCCCCUGGACGGCGAGACGCCAGUCGCGGAGGCAGAAGCAGAGACAGCAUUCCAGUCUGGGUCCCUGAAGCACCCCGGUUCAUCCCGCCAGUUGCCUAGUAACCUCCGGAUUCUGCAGAAUCCCAUGUCAUCUGGAUUUAACCCUGAGGGCAUUUAUGUAUAACGCCGCCCGUGUCUCUUCUGGGAAGAACUGUCCUACUUUCUGAGGACAGCACCCAUCUCUCCCUCUGAGCGUUGCCAAGAACAGACGGACUUAAGCUUUUCUUUUUUUUCCUCCUCCUGUUUUCCCUACCAUGUGGAGCCAUAUCUGUGCACUGAUGCUAAAGAACAAAGGAACUCUGUGUCCACACAUCCGCAGUGUUGAAGUUCUGUCCCGCAGUUGCAAUGCAAAAGCCGUCAUUUUAUUUUUUGUUUUUCCAUUUUGGAAGCCGGUAAGGCAAAAAAAAAAGAAGUAUUAUACUGUGUCCGUGCAUAAAUAAAACACGGACUGAAGAGAAUGAAGAAAAAAACCAUGCUACGACUGACUUAAGGAUUAAUUUAUUCCACUUAACCAAUGAGAGCGCGAAUGUUCAUGUUUGAAUUAUUUUCGUAGUUGCGUACUUUGUGACUAAUGAUUUAAGAUAUUGUAUGAAUCCGA